AAAUUGUGUUGAUUUCAAUGGAAGAGGAGAUAAAGUUAUGUGACUUUGGUUUGGCUAUAAAGUUCCCAAAUUGUGAUCAAUUUCUUAUGUAUAAAGCCAAACCUACGGCAGAUGUGGGAACUGUUGACUAUAUGGCACCGGAAGCCCAGACUAAUGAAUACAACCAUUUUAUAGAUAUCUACAGCCUAUCCCUAAUUGUGGCUCAAAUUUUUGGUUUCAAUGUAAACGAUAUAAUCGACGGAGAUUAAAACAAACACAAAAUAUGACAAAGAUAUGAAUGAAUGGAUGUAUAAAAUGAAUGCAUUAUUGGUGUCAAUUAGUGACAAUAAGUAUCGCAAAAACGGUUCAACAGAUUGGAGGCAAAGACCCG
Messenger RNA from Oppiella nova, 370 nucleotides. The record is from the annotation of a GenBank genome assembly. Lineage: Eukaryota; Metazoa; Arthropoda; Arachnida; Sarcoptiformes; Oppiidae.